Pocillopora damicornis (cauliflower coral) is the source of this 3186-nucleotide messenger RNA. Its product is annotated as malignant fibrous histiocytoma-amplified sequence 1 homolog. Gene Ontology annotation, biological process: signal transduction. Lineage: Eukaryota; Metazoa; Cnidaria; Anthozoa; Scleractinia; Pocilloporidae. The record is from RefSeq and is a predicted model, not a curated record. Gene Ontology annotation, molecular function: protein binding. Gene Ontology annotation, cellular component: cytoplasm.
GUUCGGAAGACUUAGGAUGUUUUGAUGGAGAGGAGUAGGGUAUUUCCCCGAAAUGUCGGAAUAGGAAGUCAUAUUGCCGAAAAUAUUACCAAGAAAUCAACGCCCUAAUGACUAAGGUAGAUUCCAGAUUCGCCAGUAGAUUGUUCCAUUCCUCACGUGAACUGGACAGAUCGAUUCGGAUCCGAAGACCGAAGGUGGACAAAACUCUAAAACUAACCGGAGAAGAAAAAUACACGGAACACAAUGGUUAGUGAUGGUCUUGAGCUAUAGAAGUAUUCAGUUGAGAUAACAAAUAAAGAUGGCUUGUGGGGAAGGAUUUGAAUUUAUAAAUAUUGUGCCAAAGAAGCUACCAGUUACCUCAGAAAAUGGAGUGGUGAUAGUUGACUUGACAUCAUAUGAUCCAGUAACCUCUGAAGAGUUUCCUGAAUUCUCAAGCAUCCAGGAUCUUCAAGAUUUGAGAUUUUUCUCCAACUACCUCAAAGAAAUUCCUGAACAGUUUUUUGAGAUCAACCACCACCUUAAAUCUCUGUUUAUGUGUUGUAGUACCAUCAAACCAGACAAUGGUCUUUUGCGACUGCCAACACGUUUUAACUGCUUUUCUCACCUGGAAGAGCUUCAUUUAGUUGGAAAUCACUUUGAGGGGUUUCCUUUGCCUAUUUGUAACCUUGGCAAUGUUAAGACACUGUACAUGGAUAACUGCACUCUCACAAAGAUUCCCAAAGAAAUUAAGAACAUGUCAAGUCUUGUGGUUGUGGACUUCAGCUAUAACAGUUUUGGUAAUCCUGACAGUUUACCAAAAGAAUUUUUCCAAUUGCCAAAUGUCAAGGAUUUAUACUUAAUAGAUUGUCAGUUAAACGAGCUUCCCUCAGACAUAGGAGGAUUAAGGAACCUAGAAGGCUUAAGAAUUGGAAAGAAUAACCUUACUAAGCUUCCAGAUGAACUGUUUGAUUUGCCCAAACUCAGUAAACUUAGUGUUGAAGGAAACAAGAUAUCAGAGCUAUCCCCAAACAUUUGCCAGCUUCAUUCUUUGAAACUUCUCUUGAUUAUGGAGAACAGGCUGAUCACUUUGCCAGAAGAAAUCAGGAAUUUAUCAAACUGCAUCCAUAUCAAUUUGUUUGAUAACAAACUUACAUAUCUUCCUCGCUCUAUCAUCGAAAUGCCAAAGCUUGAAACUUUAAUUGUGGAUGGGAACAAUAAUCUGCGGAAUCCACCUCUAGAUGUCUGCUCUCGCGGCCUUGACAGUAUCAGGGGCUAUUUCGAAACCCUAGAUGCCCAGGAUGUGAAUACAGAGACAGUUGAUUCACAGCGUUUGGAGGUUGUCCUUUUGGGUGAAUCAGGAGCUGGAAAGUCAAGUCUUGCCUAUGCUCUUGUUCAUGCAAAAGCACUUCUGCACCCAGAUAAUGAAGCACACAGUACAGUGGGUGUGGAUUUCUUUAAUUGGAGACCAUUUGCCAGUGUCAUAGAGUUUCAUAUUGUGGAUUGUGCAGGGCAGAGGAGGUACCAGUUGACACAUCCAUUUUUUUUGUCCUCAGAGGCCCUACAUAUCUUGGUCGUGGAUCUCUUUAAGUAUGAACCAACUGAAAGCUGUUUUCAGAAGACUGUUGGUGAUUGGCUGGAUCUGGUCACAUCACGCAUCUUGAAGCCAAGGAUAAUGAUUGUGCCCACUCAUUUGGAUAAGUUUGACCCCAGUGAUACCAGCACUGUUAUUUGCUACUGUAAGGAUAUCUUGAAGCGAGUGCAAGAUUACUGCAAAGGUCAAAAAGCUCUGAUUGAGUAUGAAAUUUCAGAAAAAAGGAAGAAAGGCCUUAAGAAUCCUUUGAAGGGAGGCUCAAACCCAGAGUGGAAGAUAGACAACCCUCCAAUUAUUUCUUCUGUUCUACAUCAUGCUUUUUAUGAUGCUUUGCAGGAGCCACCCCCAACUGAGCCAGUUUGCAACAAAAGUUACAUCGCCAUGGUACCUGUUAGUAAUGUCAGUGAGCUAACUGGGAUAAAUGCAUUACAAGAUGAGAUCAUACGUAUUGCUGAAGAUAGAGAACUCUUUCCAUCUGUUGGCAGAGAUUUACCUGAAGAGUGGGUCAAACUUGAGGUGGCAUUGAGGAAGAGUAGAGAAAAUGACCAGGUUCGUUGUAUGUCUUAUGAAGAUUUUGAAAAGUUUGCCAGAGAACACACUGGUCUUUCUAAGAUGGGAUUGCGCUCAGCAGUAACAUAUCUAGAUUCAAUUGGCGAAUUGCAUUAUUACAAGGAUAUUCCUUCAUUGCACAAGAAUGUGUUCAUUGAUCUUCGAUGGCUGGCAAAAUUGGUGAAGUGCCUUUUCCGACAUGACCUGCAGGAGACAUUGAACUUUGAUGAAAGCUUUCAAAGGUUUGGUAUGAUUCGUGGGUAUUUUGAUGAACUCAAGAAAAACCUUAUUCAGGAAGCAAGGUUGUCAAAGGCUCUCUUGAGAUGUCUCUGGGCAGAGAUUGAACUAGAUGAAGCCAUGUUUCUCCAGAUGGUCGAACUUCUUCAUCAUCUUGGUCUUGCAUGUCGUCUGCCCACAGAUGAUCCUGACAACUUUAACCUUUUAGUUCCUUGGUUUUUGACUGAUUAUCCUGAAGAAGUUGAAGGUCUGUCAGAAAACCUGACUGAUGAUGAGGUAGAGAUUAACUUGCUGUUUAUGAUGUCCUACUUACCCCCUGGUUUGUUUGAUCGCUUACGUGUUCGCUGCUGUUCACUGGGAUUUGACUUUUACAACUGGAAAGAUCACUUGCUGUUGUUUGGGAAUUAUGAAAGAAUCCUGAUUCAUAAACAUAGUUACCCUGCAGGAGCUGAUUCAAGCUCACCAGCCAUUUACAUCAAAGGAAGAGGGAUAAAGGCAGAAUUAAAUUCACUAUGGAAAAUUCUUUUGAACAUUUUUGAGGUAAAGUCUGUGUAUGAAAUUACUUUGCACAGCUGUCAAACCUUCUACCUGUUUUCAAAGCAUUAAGCAAACAGUGUGGUACUCUCAUGCUUGAUUUGAUUAUGAUGCAUUGCCAAUACCAAAACUGCCUCCCUCUUACAGUAUUUAUUUAGGUUUUGCUGAAAGUUUGCUGGAACCAGUCACAUUUCUGUGAGGAGAAAGGCCCUCUAAUUAUCACCCUGACCAAGGCUUAAACCCCAGUAUGUGUUGGCCAUUAAGCCUCUGUAUCUCCUGAAAAAAUAAUUGGCUAG